Molecule: messenger RNA, 1047 nt
Organism: Trichoderma asperellum CBS 433.97
Lineage: Eukaryota; Fungi; Ascomycota; Sordariomycetes; Hypocreales; Hypocreaceae
Source: RefSeq, a predicted model, not a curated record
AUGGCCAACGCCGAGUCGCGCGCCUCAUCAGCUCUCGACACCGUCUCGGUUGCGUCAUGGUCCUAUUCGCCGGCAAAUUUGCGCCACCUUCGGCCGCCUGUGCCAAAUGACCUGCCGGCGCAAUGCGACUCUACCGUCUUCACUUUUGAGGAUGCCUUUGAAGAUCUGCUCACCGUCUCGCAGGGACGGCCCCUGCCUGACAUUAAAUCCAGGUAUAACCAGAGACAGCUGCUGAGGCAGAUGUUUUCCCAUGGCGAGCCUACGUGGUUCUGGCUCCGAAGGCUGGAAUCGCAAGGCCUGCUUAGACGCCCCACUCGAGAUGAGCUCUACAGGCCCCGAAAUUUUGGCCUCUUGGAGGAUCUUGAGGAGCCUGAAUUUUCAGAGCCAAAUUGGAAUGACUGGUCGAAGCUGCACGAGGAGCUGGACCGCAAGGCAGCUGAAGUAUGGAAGGGCGUCACCUCUCGCGAAGAAAACGAUGGCCAGCCCAAGAGCCACAGCUUCUUCGACGAUGUGCACCAGACGUUCAAGCAGCUAGAGGAUAGCUUCUAUGGCCGGAAUGGCUCCCAUGAAGAGGAGCACGGCAACCAGCACCAAAAGCGCUUCCCCGACCACUUUGACGAUCUCUUCUCCUCCCUUAGCUCGAGCUUCGCAGAGGGCCACAAGACGUGGGACGCGUUCGUCAAGAGCAUUACCAAUCACAAACCCGUAUCUUCUGAGAAUUCGGCCGCGCAGCCACCCAGCUCAAGUGAGGAGAAGGUAUACGAUGACGGGACUAGGGAAGUGGUAACGAGAGAUGAAAAGGUCAACAGCUUUGGCUACUUGACCACGACGAUUACAAAAAAGACUUAUGAUAAGAAUGGUAAUGAAAUUGGCACGGAAACGCACUUUACGAUGCGCCCUGCAGAAAAGACCCAAAAUGCGAGAGCGAGGGAAAAUAACGAUGCAAAUGUUAUCGAAAGAGCAGAUGCAGACGCAGACGCAGACGCAGACGCAGACGGAGACGACCAGCAGGCGCAGGAUAAGAAAUCAGGAUGGUUCUGGAAAUAA